Messenger RNA from Sphenostylis stenocarpa, 444 nucleotides. The record is from the annotation of a GenBank genome assembly. Lineage: Eukaryota; Viridiplantae; Streptophyta; Magnoliopsida; Fabales; Fabaceae.
AUGAGUUGGGAGGGGCGGCGAAGUGGGUUGUUGGGAUCAACGGUAAAAAGGAUGAUGUUCGUUCAUGCAAGACUUAUGAAAUUUGAUAGAGUUCUUCUCAUCGGCCAGGUAUCGUCGGCGUCACGAAAAAUACGACACGAAAAAGAGGUGCAACACGAGGACUUCCCGGGAGAGUUCUUCUCAUCGGCCGGUAUCGUCGGCGUCACGAAAAAUACGACACGAAAAAGAGGUGCAACACGAGGACUUCCCGGGAGAAAUGAGUUGGGAGGGGGGCGGCGAAGUGGGUUGUUGGGAUCAACGGUAAAAAGGAUGAUGUUCGUUCAUGCAAGACUUAUGAAAUUUGAUAGAGUUCUUCUCAUCGGCCAGGUAUCGUCGACGUCACGAAAAAUACGACACGAAAAAGAGGUGCAACACGAGGACUUCCCGGGAGGUCACCCAUCCUAG